ACCAACACUAAAAAAAUCAACAAAAAACCAAUUAUUUAUUGUCUUACAUCAGCCAUCUUUACUUUCUGUACUUGUAUUCUCAUCAAACUUCAAUCUUAAAAAUUGAAUCUUUCCUUCUUUACCAAGGAUCUUGAUCUGCUGUGGGAUUCCCUUGGGGGUUUAUGGUGGGGCUUCUUAGAUUGUAAGGAAUAUCUUGAACAAAUAACAAAGCAGCAGUCUUGUAUAAAAAGGUUUCAACAACAUUGGAGACAAAAGAAACUCAGGGAUGAUUACAAGAUAUACACCGCAGAGUAUAAACAACAAAUCUUUCGCCUUUUAAAACAGAAGUUGUGGUAGUUAGAUUAAAGAUUAACGAUGGAUGAAAACGAUUUCACGCUCGAAAAUUCACCCGAUGCACUCAUGGAUUUCGAUUACAUGGAUGAACUCUUGUUAGAUGGAUGUUGGUUACAAGCAACCGAUGGAUCCGAAAUGUUGAACGAUAAUCCUUCUGCUUCCAACCCGUUGUUCGACCCUUCGUUUCAAUGGCCCAAAUUUGAAUCCAAUACCGAAAAACCGGAGUCAAAUGACCCCGACCGCAAUUCGCCGAAAUCCCAAGUCAGAACUCUUGUUAACUUACCGAAUCCGUCUGAAAAUCUUUCUGAAUUAAGCAACCAAUGGUGGAUUGCACCGGUGGCAAGCUCUGGCCCUUCGUUAUCUGUAAUGGAACGAUUGGUUCAUGCAAUCGAUAACAUAAGACAUUACACGGUUGACAAGAACGUACUUGUUCAAGUAUGGCUGCCCGAAAUCAGAGACGGAAAGAAAGUUUUAAGUACGAGUCAACGGCUUUUCUCGCUUGAGUUCAACUGCCCGCGGCUUUCUAAGUAUAGAAACAUAUCGGAAGGUUAUCAUUUUCCUGCCGAAGGGGAUCCUAAAGAUAGCGUUGGGUUGCCCGGAAGGGUAUUUAUGGAAAAAGUCCCCGAGUGGACUCCUGAUGUUCGGCUUUUUAAGGUUGAAGAGUAUCCAAGAGUGUCUCAUGCUAAAAGACAUGAUGUUCGUGGGAGUCUCGCGGUCCCGGUUUUCGGUCAAGAUCUUAAGGAUUGCAUUGGUGUUGUUGAAGUUAUCAUGACUACUCAGAAGACUAAUUACACUUUAGAGAUUCAAAGUGUUUGUAAGGCUCUUGAGGCAGUUGAUCUCAAGAGUUCCGACGAUUCGAACACACAGAAAAUCAUGGUAAGCAACGGCUUCUAUCAUCCUGCAUUGCCGGAGAUUUAUGAAACACUGAAAUCUGCAUGCAUAAUGCAUGAUCUACCAUUAGCUCAGACAUGGAUCCCAUGCAUCCAACAAGGCGGCAAAGCAGGCUGCCGCCACUCAAACGAAAACUUGAUCCACUGCAUCUCCACCGUUGAUUCCGCUUCCUACGUAUCUUACCCUCGGUUUAAAGAUUUCCAAGAAGCUUGUUCCGAGCAUCACUUGUUUAUCGGUCAAGGUGUCGUAGGCAAAGCUUUCAAAUCUAAUGAGCUGUUCUGUUACUCGCCUGAUGUGACAUCAUACAUGAAAACCGAAUAUCCGCUUGCUCAUCAUGCUAGAAUCUUUGACCUGCAUGCUGCUGUGGCUGUACGGGUCAGAACAACAUAUGCUGACAUGGUUGACUUUGUGUUGGAGUUUUUCUUGCCUGUUGACUGCAAGGAUCGCGAAGAACAACAAAGGGUGAUUAAUUCGCUGUUGGAUAAUAUACAAAAGGUUUGCAAAAGCUUGAGGAUCGUUGCAGAGAUGGAGUUGCCGGAAAAUGGCGUUAAUGAUGGGUUACUUGCUGUUUCUGAUACAGGAUCAGUUGCAAAAGUUCGAGAAAUAGAUGGUUAUGGUCAUGGUCAUGGUCCGGGCACUGGGUCGGGCUCGGGCUCAAAUUCGGGUUCAGGCGUUGAGAAACGACGUGCUGGUGCCAAACUGGAGAAAACAAUUACUUUAGAAAUGCUAAGGCAGCAUUUUGCUGGCAGCCUGAAAGAUGCCGCCAAGAAUAUGGGUGUUUGUCCGACGACUUUGAAACGGAUAUGCAGACAACACGGGAUUCAACGGUGGCCAUCUCGGAAGAUCAAGAAAGUCGGACACUCGUUAAGAAAGAUUCAACUUGUAAUGGACUCGGUGCAUGGUGGGUCGGGCUCGUUUCAGAUCGAGUCUUUCUAUUCAAACUUUCCAAAGCUCGCUUCUCCGGACACGUCAAAAAAGACUCGUCUCUCGUUCCCGGCUACAAAGAACAAAACUAUCGACGAUAAGGCCACUUCAUGCAGCCAGAGUUCGAGUUCCAGUCAUUCUUUCUCCGGUGGGACUCACAGUGUUCCAACCGUUGAUCAAGAUACAAGUGGCGGUGCUCUAAAAAGAGCCAAAAGCGCUGCAGCGAUUCACACAUCUCAUGCAUCAAGCGAUCAAAAUCAAGAUCAAGAUCAGGAACCAAAGAUCUUUAAACGAUCCCAUAGUCAUAAACUACUUGAAGAGAGUCAAGAUCGUCCCCCUAAACCGCGUGUUAAACCAGAAGGCCAUCCUUGGAGGGUCAAGGUAACUUUUGGCGAAGAAAAGAUCCGUUUUCGGAUGCAAAAAGAUUGGGGUUACAAAGAAUUGAUGCAAGAAACCGCGAAAAGGUUUAGCUUGAAUGAUACCAGUGGGUAUCACCUAAGGUACCUCGAUGAUGAUUCCGAAUGGGUCUUACUAACGUGUGAUGCCGAUGUAGAAGAGUGUCUCGAUGUGUAUCAAUCAUAUAAAACCGGGACCAUUCGGCUAGCUCUACGCGAGCCACCAAUUCGUAUUGGCAGUAGUUUAGGUAGUAACGCACCCUUGUAAAAGGGUGACCCUGGUGCACCAUCAUUCACCACGGUUCUCGACUUUCCAAACAGUUAGGUCGAUGGUCGUGACAUCUGGUGCACCCACGGUUUCAGGUUUUAGGAAGUUGGUGCACAAAGUUUCGGUAUGCGGCUUUUACUUUGCAUAUGUGAAGAUUGUGCCCCUGUGAUGCUUGUAGGAUUUUGUGGCUGAUGCAUUGUGUUGUUGUAGUGUAUGUAUUUUAAGGUUGUAUUGUAUGCAUUGUUGGGUUGUACCGUAUGACGAGUCGAAAACAGUUAUGAAUUUGAGAAAAUGCAGGGUUUUGCUGGAACUGAUGCUGUUAUUUUUAGUUGCAGCAAGUCAAUAAGUAGAAGGUUUGUAUGAUGUAUGAAACAUUGAAAUGUUUAGUAGAUUGUAGAUAAUAAAGGUACAACUCGCAAUGCAUAGCGUAUAAGUUGUUAUCGCGUGUGGUGUAAGCUACUAUUGUGUGUUAUACUAAUCAUCUCCCAUUGUUUA
Molecule: messenger RNA, 3306 nt
Organism: Helianthus annuus (common sunflower)
Lineage: Eukaryota; Viridiplantae; Streptophyta; Magnoliopsida; Asterales; Asteraceae
Product: protein NLP1
Exons: 5
Coding region: 355-2811 (818 amino acids)
Molecular function (GO): protein binding; DNA-binding transcription factor activity
Source: RefSeq, a predicted model, not a curated record